Pterocles gutturalis (yellow-throated sandgrouse) is the source of this 1826-nucleotide messenger RNA. RefSeq names its product transmembrane and tetratricopeptide repeat containing 1 (gene TMTC1). Gene Ontology annotation, molecular function: protein binding; mannosyltransferase activity. The annotation marks the transcript as partial. The transcript is spliced from 8 exons. The record is from RefSeq and is a predicted model, not a curated record. Lineage: Eukaryota; Metazoa; Chordata; Aves; Pterocliformes; Pteroclidae. Gene Ontology annotation, biological process: protein O-linked glycosylation via mannose.
UAACUCUUCUUUCUUUUUUUCCUUUCUUCCUUGGCUGCAGGUCCCAAGGGAAGAAAGAAGAAGCUGUAAUCUUACUGCGGGACUCCAUUAAGCACGGCCCAGAGUUUGCAGAUGCUUACUCAAGCCUGGCCUCGCUGCUAGCUGAACAGGAGCGGCUUAAGGAAGCAGAGGAGGUCUAUAAGGCUGGCAUAGAGAAUUGUCCAGAGAGCUCUGAUCUGCAUAACAACUACGGUGUUUUCUUGGUUGAUACUGGGGCUCCUGAGCGAGCUGUGUCCCACUACAGGCAGGCCAUCCACCUGAGCCCCACUCACCACGUGGCCAUGGUAAACCUGGGCAGGCUUCACCGCUCCCUGGGGCAGAACAAAGAGGCUGAAGUGUGGUAUAAGCGGGCACUGAAGGUAUCCCGGAAGGCUGAAAUCCUGUCCCCGCUGGGGGCUCUGUAUUACAACACGGGGCGAUAUGAAGAAGCAUUGCAGGUUUACAGAGAAGCGGCAUCGCUGCAGCCUUCAAACAAAGAGAUUCGACUGGCACUGGCACAGGUUUUAGCAAUGAUGGGGCGCACGAAGGAAGCUGAAAAGAUGACAAACCACAUACUCAGCGAGGAUGCAGGGUGUCUGGAAUGCUACCGCCUUCUGUCAGCCAUCUACAGCAAGCAGGAGCACUAUGCCAAGGCACUCGAAGCUAUAGAAAAAGCUCUUCAGCUAAAACCAAAGGAUCCAAAAGUCAUAUCAGAGCUCUUUUUCACUAAAGGAAACCAGCUAAGAGAACAGAAUCUCCUUGACAAGGCUUUUGAGAGCUAUAAACGGGCUGUGGAGCUCAACCCAGACCAAGCACAGGCCUGGAUGAAUAUGGGAGGCAUUGAGCACAUCAAGGGGAGCUACAUCACUGCCCGUGGCUACUAUGAGAAAGCCUUACAGCUGGUUCCAAACAGCAAACUGCUGAAGGAGAAUCUGGCCAAACUGGAUCGCUUGGAGAAACGGUUUCAGGAAGUCCAGGAGAAAGACCAAACAUAGCAUUCAGUCACCAGUGGAAAGAAACUCAUGCCCCUUGGAGAAGAGUAUGGUGGAAGCCUAUUGUUCAAAGUGACACUGAAGGAACUUUGAUAGGACUCAGAAUUACGGAAGGCAAAUUUUGUAUGCAUGCUUAUGUUUGACCAAAGUUACAGGAGACACUCUGCUCCUGUGGGACAUGCUGGAGAAUUAAUGAAAACCUUCCUUUAAUCAUAAUUUAUGUUUAGGCUGAACCCAUUUUAGUCACACUGGGAGUGUAGGUGGGACACAUACCUUCAAUAUCUUGGUUAUCACUGGGGAAACCAUGGAGACAAAGCACUCAUCCACUGCAGCAAGGGUGAAGUAGCACCUUCUGUCACUCAACACAGUCUCACUUCGUCCAUGUAAAGUAACACUGAUGGGCUUCAUUGCAAGAGCUGCUACUUCCUUCUGAGCCAGGAAAGAUGGUCAUAAUGGUCACAUAAAAAGGUUUCAAGGACUUAAUGCUGAGGACAUGGUGGCCACUUUUACAACUCUGAAUGUGACUUGAAAAUUAUUCUAAAGAAAGGGAAGACAAUAUCUGAAUAUCACCCUAGAAGGAUGAUUCUACAAGUAGGACAAAUGAUCCUCUGAGGGAAGACCUCACCUGAAUGUUUUAGAUAUAAAAUAGUAAUUUUUUAAUAAUUCAGGGUCAUGAUGUUGGUGUUGUCAAAUAUUGUAUGGCUUUACCCUUUGCCCUCUCCCUCCAGGCCAAAUAAUUAUUACUCUGAAAAAAAUUGAAGCAUCCAAAGGCAAUGGGAAAAUCCAAGUUUACUUGUCCUCCUGUCCAGUCCCCAG